GCGAGGCAUCGCAUAUAAACAUGACCGAGUGCCGAGAGAUGCUAACUUUUCACCAGACCAAACCAGAGCCUCCUGCCUAGCUCUUACCUUGCGUUCGUGCCGGCAACUCCUUCGGAGGCGUUCGUGAAGAGCGCAGACAUGGGCGAUUAUCACAGGAUCCACCCGGUGACGGUGGGCUCGCCGCCGCCGUCGGCGCCGCCGGAGCAGGCACGAGGCAAGAAACCCAGCCAUGACCAGCUGCAGCUGCCGGUCACGGCGCCGGCGCCGGACGCGCCCGCGCCACUGCCCCCGCCGCGGCGCCGCAGGCGGCACAGCCGGUGCUGCCGGUGCGUGUGCUGGACCCUGCUCGCCGUCGUCAUCCUCGUCGUUGCGCUCGGCGCCACGGCGGGCAUCCUGUACCUCGUGUUCAGGCCCAAGAUCCCAAACUUCAAGGUGGACCGGCUCACGGUCACCCGGUUCGACGUGAACCAGACGACGAUGACGGUGACCGACGCGUUCGACGUCGACGUGACGGCCACCAACCCCAACAAGCGCAUCGGCAUCUACUACGACGGCGGCGAGGUCACCGCGUCCUUCAACGGCACGCAGAUGUGCCGCGGCGACUUCCCCGCGCUGUACCAGGGCCACCGGACCACCGUGCGGCCACGCAUCUCGCUCGCCGGGGAGACGAGGCUGGACAGUGAAGUCGUAGGGCAGCUACUGCAGCAACAGCAAGCCGGGUUUGUGCCACUGACGGUGAGUGCCCGCGUGCCGAUCCGCAUAAAAUUUGGAGCCAUCAAGCUAUGGAAGAUGACGGGGAAGGCUGAUUGCAACUUGGUGGUUGAUAAUCUUCAGGCAGGCACUCAACUUCGCAUCCGAUCCAAUAGUUGCAGUUUUAAGCUUAAGAUCUAGACAUUUUUACCCACCUUUAGAAUUGUUCCUUACGCAUGUACAGUGCAUUAGCUAGUCAUAAGAUUACAUCUCAGCAGAGAUACACUUUCACAGCAUUCUUUUUCGGCAUGUGUAUUCAUUACCUGAGUAAAAUAAGUUCCUAUGUACAUUUAAAAUAUUCCGUAUUCGUUAAUAAAAGGCAAUAUGCAUUUAUUGA
Setaria italica (foxtail millet) is the source of this 1087-nucleotide messenger RNA. Its product is annotated as NDR1/HIN1-like protein 6. NCBI's taxonomy places the organism in Eukaryota, Viridiplantae, Streptophyta, Magnoliopsida, Poales, Poaceae. The record is from RefSeq and is a predicted model, not a curated record. The transcript has a single exon. Gene Ontology annotation, cellular component: plasma membrane. The coding region runs from base 139 to 891 and encodes 250 amino acids.